Yamadazyma jaroonii is the source of this 417-nucleotide messenger RNA. Lineage: Eukaryota; Fungi; Ascomycota; Pichiomycetes; Serinales; Debaryomycetaceae. The record is from the annotation of a GenBank genome assembly.
AUGAGUGAUAAAGAAGUAGUCCAAGGCUCAGUCAGCAUAGAACAAAAUGAAGCUAAAAAGUCAAAACAAAGAAAAGGACAAACUGAUGAAGAAUAUGAAAUACAAAAACAAAUUUUCCACGAAAAUGGACCUUUAGUUAAUGAUCAAGAUUGGCUCUUAGAUGAAGAUGAUUUAGCCAAUUUGGAUAAGGAUAAUAAGUAUGAUAGAACUAGGAUAAUAUUCGCCUGUGAAAAGUUGUAUUUCGAGAGAAAGUUUGAUAAAUGUUUGGAAUUAAUUCAAUUCGGGGAAAAAUUCUAUGAUACUGAAAUACCGACAGAUAAUGGAAAAACGAAGAAAAGCUCAAGUAUCGACAGACAAGUGAUGGAAUUAUCGCAUAUCAAAGAGAAAUGUCUUUCAAAGCUUAAAGGUGGGAAUUAG